Messenger RNA from Cannabis sativa, 3053 nucleotides. Its product is annotated as protein PAL OF QUIRKY. Gene Ontology annotation, molecular function: protein binding. Lineage: Eukaryota; Viridiplantae; Streptophyta; Magnoliopsida; Rosales; Cannabaceae. The transcript has 3 exons. Bases 443 to 2701 code for a protein of 752 amino acids. The record is from RefSeq and is a predicted model, not a curated record.
UAGCUGUUAAACCCAUUUCAAGAGAGAGAAAGAAAGAAAGAGAAAGAGAAACCACAAACAAACAGUCCACAGUUUUCUCAUUUCAACUUUCUCCAUUAUUCUUCUCUUCUUCUUCUUCAUUCAUUUUCAAAACUAAAUUCAAAUCAACCCAAACAAAACCCCCAAAAUUCUUUUCACCCUUCCAUCACUUAUUUAGAUUUCUUCACUUUUUUUUUUUUUAUGUAUUUUUCAGGCGAAACAACGAACAACAAGCUUAUCAACUGAGAAUCUUCUUCUUCUUCUUCUUCUCUGAAGGUUUUGUUUGGUUUCUUAUCUUAUCUGGCACUGGAACUGGCUUAAACGUGUAACCAAACAACACCUUUCCUAUAUAAACUCAAAACAAACACAACCAAACAACUCAACAAACCAACCAACCAAACAACUCCUCUUUCCCUUUCCCACCAUGGAUCCGCCGCAGCCGCCACCACAAGCAGCUCCGGCGUCGACCCUACCGCCGGCGCCGCCUCCUUCAUCAACUUCCUUCUCUCACCAUCUCAGUUACCCAGACUCAGUCGACUCAUCACCUAGGUCACGAAACACAGAUUCAUGGGACGAACAGCUUCCUCAAACCUCAACUCGACUUCGCUUGAUGUGUAGCUAUGGCGGACACAUCGUACCUAGACCACACGAUAAGUCUCUCUGUUACGUCGGCGGUGAUACUCGGAUCGUUGUUGUUGAUAGAAAUACUUCUCUUUCUGAACUAUCUAAUCGGCUUUCGAAGACUCUUCUUAACGGGAGAUCUUUUACUCUUAAGUAUCAGCUUCCUAGUGAAGAUCUCGAUUCGCUUAUAUCUGUUACUACGGAUGAAGACCUUGAUAAUAUGAUCGAUGAGUAUGAUCGUACGGUUUCGGCAUCUGCGAAACCCUCGAGGCUUCGUUUGUUUCUGUUUGCUUCUAAGCCUGAAUCGUCUCAGUCGAUUGGUCCGAUUCUUGAUAAUCCGGCGAAAUCUGAGGAUUGGUUUCUUAAUGCGCUUAAUGGUGCAGCUGGUGGAUUGCUUAAUAGAGGGUUUUCGGAUUCUGCUUCUGUUAAUUGUUUGCUUGGUCUUGAUGAUGACGUCAUGGCCGGUGGUGGUGGUGUGGUUGGUAAUCUCGAUUCGGCUGCUGCUGCGGCGGCGGCGGCUGCUCAGCCGGGUGGAUUUGGGAAUGGGAAAGGUGGGAAGGUAGUUGUUGGAGGGAAUCAAGAUGUUCAUUCUGUUCCAGAUUCGCCUAUGCUUGAAACUACCUCUUCUUUUGGGUCUACUUCUUCGUCUCCUUCGCUUGCGAAUUUGCCUCCUAUUCGGGUUCAUUUGGAGGAGGGUGGUGGGGUUAGGAUGGUUCAGGAUCAUAAGGUUGGGAUCGAGGAGCAAUUUGCUCAAAUGAGUAUGGCUCAAGCUGGUCUUAAACAAGAAGAGGGUGGCUUUGCUAUGAUAUCUUCACCACCGCCGCCACCUUUAUCCGGUACUGUUCAAUUGCCAGUGAGUUCCUCGGCUGUUGGUGUUGAUUACUCUUCAGGAAAUCGGGUUGUCUCUGAUGACGAAAGAUCAGAUCAUGGAGUGCCUAUUGGGUACCAGAAGCAGCCUGCGCCUCAACAAUCUCAGCCUCCUCAAUCACAACAACAAAAGUCUACUGGUGUUCAUGAUUUGCCUUCUCCUGAUUCAGUUUCAAGUGAUAAUAGUAUUGGAAAUGCAUUGUCUCGACCUAAACCUGUAAUCUAUCAAGACCAAGUUCAGUUUUCAGGAACCACAAGGGUUGUUCCAGCAAACCCUGUUGAUCCUAAAGUUAAUAUUUCUGAUCAGAACACUCGGGUACAAAUUCAACAACAGGUUCAGGAUUCUGGGUAUGUGUUGCAAGCUCAAUAUGAGUUGCAACAACAACAACAUCAGCAACAACAACUUCAACACCAGCAACUUCAACAGCAACAACAUCAGCAACUUCAACAACAACAUCAUCAGCAACAGCAGCAACAACAACAUCAGCAACUUCAGCAACAACAUCAACUUCAACAACAACAGCAGCAGCAGCAAUUUGUUCAAGCUGGAGGACAUUACUACCACCCUCAUCCUUCUGGGACUGUGCCCAUCUCGGCUUACUACCCGGUUUAUCCUUCCCAGCAGCAACAUCAUCCACAGGUUGAUCAGCAACAGCAGUACCCUGUUUACUAUGUCCCUGCAAGACAGGCUCAAGCUUACAACAACUUGUCUGUUCAACAAUCCAAUAUAAGUGAAGCUUCUACUGUUAUCCCUCAAACACAUCCCAAUCCCGCCAUGGUUGCUACUCCAACAGCUGCUGCAGCAGCAGCAGCUUACAAUCCUGUAAGGAAUGCCCCAUUGGGCAAGCCCGAAAUUGCCGCGGGCAUGUACAGAACGGCAACCACAGUUGCUCAACCAUCUCUGGUUCAGGUUCCUUCUGCUCAACAUCAGCAGCAGCAAUAUGCUGGCUACUCACAGGUUCAUCAUCCGUCUCAGUCGGUCACUCCUACUUCCGCAGCUGCUGCGAGUUACGGAUACGAAUAUGCAGACCCUUCCCAUGCCCAGAUGUACUAUACUCAGGCUCUUCAACCCACAAUGGCUUCUCAAUAUCAGACCAUGACAGCGACUGGCGCGGUAGUGAUGCAGGAAGUUUCCGGGCAGAUUUCGGCUGACAACAUGAAGCAGCAGCAGCAGCAGCAGAUGAGAAGUUCAUAGCCAUUAUAAUAUAUCAGAAGAACAUAAGAAAGAAGCAAUUUUGAAGGGACAAGAAGAAAAAAAAAGGGUUUGGCUUUCUUUUUACUACUAUAUUUUUCGUUUGUGUCUGCAUUGUUUGUUGAUGGUAAAACUGGAUUGUUAUAUGUAUUUGUGAUAGAUAAUAAGAAAACUCUGGUCGUCUUAAGCUCUUUCUGAGUUUGUCAUAUUGUUGUUUAUUGUUAUAGGAAAUGAAAUUGGUCUGAGUUUUAUACUGUAAAAGCUGAAACAAAACUAAACAAAAAAAAAGGUACAAUCUUAUUUAUGUGGUGUUCAUAUUACAAUAUGAGUUAAAGAAAGAGCUUCUUUUCUUCAA